Molecule: messenger RNA, 2389 nt
Organism: Scaptodrosophila lebanonensis
Lineage: Eukaryota; Metazoa; Arthropoda; Insecta; Diptera; Drosophilidae
Gene: atl
Product: atlastin
Exons: 4
Coding region: 29-1639 (536 amino acids)
Biological process (GO): protein homooligomerization; endoplasmic reticulum organization
Molecular function (GO): GTPase activity; GTP binding
Source: RefSeq, a predicted model, not a curated record
GCAUAUACAGACAAUCGGAGCAGCAGGAAUGGAAGGCUCGGCAGUGCAGGUAAUAAAUGCAUCGGAGGAGCACACGUUCGUACUCAACGAGGAUGCCCUGAGUGAGGUGCUAAUGCGAGAUGAGAUCAAAGAUCGUUUCGUCUGCGUAGUGUCUGUGGCCGGAGCGUUUCGGAAAGGCAAAAGCUUUCUGCUCGACUUUUUCCUGCGCUACAUGUACUCAAAAUAUGUGCGCCAUGAUGUCGGCGAUUGGCUGGGCGGUGAACAGGAGCCGCUGUCCGGGUUCUCGUGGCGCGGCGGCUCAGAGCGCGACACCACUGGAAUACUCAUGUGGUCUGAUAUAUUCGUGCACGACUAUCCCAAUGGCGACAAGAUUGCCAUCAUACUGCUAGAUACGCAGGGUGCCUUCGACAGCCAGAGCACGGUGCGCGACUGCGCAACAGUGUUUGCCCUCAGCACCAUGCUAUCUUCCGUUCAGAUCUACAAUCUCUCACAGAAUAUACAAGAGGAUGAUCUGCAGCAUUUGCAAUUGUUCACGGAGUACGGCCGCCUGGCGCUGGCCGAUACUGGCAAGAAACCAUUCCAGCGGCUCCAAUUUUUGGUGCGUGACUGGAGUUUUCCGUACGAGGCUGAGUACGGUGCCAUUGGCGGUGAUAAGAUACUAAAACGCCGCCUUGAGGUGUCCGACAAACAGCAUCCGGAACUGCAGUCGUUGCGCCGCCACAUCUCGUCGUGCUUCAUGGAAGUCGCCUGCUUUCUGAUGCCACACCCCGGUCUCAAUGUUGCCACAAAUCCACAGUUCGAUGGUCGCCUCAAGGACAUUACGCCCGAGUUCAAGCAGAGCCUUCGCACCCUGGUCCCCAUGCUAUUGGCGCCUGAUAAUCUCGUCUAUAAAGAGAUAAGCGGCCAACGCGUGCGCGCACGCGAUCUCAUACAAUACUUCCAGUCGUACAUGAACAUAUACAAAGGGAACGAACUUCCCGAACCCAAGAGCAUGCUGGUAGCAACGGCUGAGGCAAACCAUCUAACAGCUGUAGCGGCGGCUAAGGAACUUUAUAACCAGCUUAUGGAGGAGGUUUGCGGCGGCACGCGACCGUACUUAAGCACAGCCCAUCUUGAGACGGAACACCUACGGGUGAAGGACAAAGCACUCUUUCAGUUCGCAGCGAAACGCAAAAUGGGCGGCGAAGAGUUUACAGAGAAAUUCCGCCAACAACUAGACGAGGACCUCGAGGAGGUCUAUAUCAACUACAAGGCGCACAAUGAAAGCAAAAACAUCUUCAAAGCGGCACGCACGCCGGCAGUGUAUUUCGCCUGCGCCGUCAUCAUGUACAUCCUCAGUGGAAUUUUUGGCCUUGUCGGUCUUUAUACAUUUUGUAAUUUCUGCAAUUUGAUCAUGGGCGUGGCGUUGUUGACGCUGGCACUAUGGGCAUAUAUUCGAUAUAGCGGCGAGCUGAGUGAUUUUGGUGGCAAGCUCGAUGACUUCGCCACCCUCAUGUGGGAGAAUUUCAUGCGACCCAUCUAUCAGGGCUGCAUGGAGAAGGGCAUACAACAUGUUGCCACACAUGCGGCCGAGGCGGCUGUAGGAGGAGGUGCUGCAUCGCGAUCGUCGGCACUUAAUGGCAAGAUGAAGCGUUCAUGAGAAUACGCCCAAUCAGCGCAGCUAAAAGCGCAACAGUCGCCGCAUCCGCCACGGAAGCAGCUUGCAAAUAAGAAUAAUAACAACAACAACAAUGUGGCAUGCAAAUCAAGCGGCAACCAAAGCUCAGGCAGAGGAUUUCUAAGCAAUAUUUGGCAUAUGGUCAGCGGUGGUGGUGGCGGCGGAAUCGGCAGUCAACAAACAAAUCAAAUCGAAUCACAGACCAAACAGUCGGCCACGUCCUCGACCCUGUCACGAAAAAAGCGCAAAUCGAAACGUAACUAAAUAAAUAUAUCAUUCUGCCCGGCCAUCAAACCAUCUAUGAUGCCAAUCCCAUGCUCACAUGUGAAGCCGUAGCUGAAAAUUUGCAAUGAUGGUCCUUUUAUUUUGUGUUAGAUUACUUUAUAGUUAAUAGCUGGUAUCGACUAAUUGAAGAAAUCUGUUUUUUAUAAAACUCAAUAUAAAAUUGUAGUUGGUCUAUAUAACUUUAUAUAUAAAAUGUAAGCGCAACACAAGUGGCUCAUAUUUGUUGAAAGAAAACAUUUGCAAUUGUUUUAUAUCAAAUAAAUAAAAAAAACUCACGCUGUAAUAUAACACGAGAAAAUUGCGAAAAAAAGAAUUUAGUUCGUUUAGUUCCACAUGAAGUUCUUGCCGCACCCAGCUGUAGAAAAAUGUUUAAGCCGGUUUGUGUAAACAAUCUCUUUUGUAAGAAAUGUAUAAACUAAAUAAAUCACAUUUUGUCAUUUAAACACA